Molecule: messenger RNA, 1736 nt
Organism: Caenorhabditis angaria
Lineage: Eukaryota; Metazoa; Nematoda; Chromadorea; Rhabditida; Rhabditidae
Source: the annotation of a GenBank genome assembly
AUGAAAAGAGCUCUUCAAGAGGAAAACAGUUCAACAAAUGAGAAGAAGAGCAAAUUUUCAGGCUGGGAGCAAGCGAAAUUGUAUUUCACACCGGUGAGAUUUUGAAAAAAAAUUAAUUUCGAAAUUUUGCCAUGUGAAAUUUUUGUGCGAAAAAAGUUUUCACUCUGAUCAAAAUUAGGCGUUCAAUUAUUAUUGAAAAUAAAAUUUUGAAGCUCUAAAAUUUGAUCUCAAAAUUUCAUCCUGAAAAUUUGUUCCUGUCAAAAAAUCUUUUUUUUUUCCAGAUCGGCGGAAUAUCGAUUCCCUUGGUAACAUCUGAAAAUGCGCUGAGUUUCGAGAAUAUUUGUGAAAUUAUUAGGCCCGAAAGAAGUGUGCAUUUUAAUUUUAUGAUUGAUUUUGAUUGGCUUAUCAGGUUUGUAUUUUUGAAUUGAACCUACGAGUUGCCACGUCAUAACUCAAAUUUUACAAAAUACUUUUUGAAUAUAUUUGAUGAUUUUUGAAGCUGUUUUAUCUGAACUUUCCAAAAAAAAAUUCUGCUGCGAACCAACCCAAAUUCAAUUUUUCCAGCUGCUACCCUCCCUCACUGCGCAAAAAUCCAAUAACCCUAAUCGUCGGCGAUUCUGACGCUGGAAGUCUUCGAAGAUCAGCGAAAUCCUAUGAAAAUGUAAAUGUUAUUGCUGCUCCCCUCCCAAUUCCAUUCGGAACUCAUCACUCAAAAUUAUCGAUUUUUGAAAAUUCCACAAAUAUUCAUGUUAUUAUUUCUACGGCUAAUUUGAUUACUGGUGAUUGGGAGUUUAAAACUCAACAAUUUUAUCAUGCUUGUGGAGAGAUUUCGAAGGAAAGAAAAGAAGAAUCUCCUGAUUUUUUCAAAGAAGAUCUUCUGGAAUAUUUGAGUUAUUAUCCGAAAUCAUUAGAUCCUUGGAGAGAGAUUAUAAGAAGUUCGGAUUUUUCAAAUAUCUCGGAUCGAUUGAUCUUCUCAGCUCCAGGAUAUCACAAAAAUAUUGGAAAGUUAGGACAUCCCAGAUUAAAAAGACUCAUCGAAUCUUCAAUUAUUCCUAAGCCUUCCACGGCUCAAAAUAGUAGACCACUUUAUAUUGCACAAUGCAGUUCAAUUGGUUCUUUGGGAAAAUUUCCGGUUUCUUGGCUCCGCGGGGAAUUUCUUAAAAGUCUUGAAGGUUCUUCUCCAGCACCAUCAACAUCUCCAGCAAGAUUAUAUCUAAUUUAUCCAACAGUUGAAAAUGUUCGAGAAUCUUGUGAAGGUUAUGAAGCGGGAUGUUCUUUGCCUUAUCGAAAUGAAACACAUAAAAAACAAGAAUGGCUUGGCUCGUUGUUUUGUAAAUGGCGAAGUGAAAAUGCAAAAAGGAGUAAAGCGAUGCCACAUUGCAAAAGUUAUGUUAAAUUGGUUGAUGGGGAAAUUGAAUGGCAAGUUGUAACAAGUGCCAAUUUAUCGAAAGCUGCGUGGGGAGAAUUUCAGGUUUGUAAAUAACUGUAGGGUUUUUAGUGGAAAUCUAGAGAUUUUCAAAUUUAGUCAUAGCUUACCUAAAUUUUUUUUUCAGAAAAACAACACUCAAUUAUGCAUUCGCUCUUACGAAAUCGGUGUACUCAUAACUAACCCAAAUCGUUGUCAACUUCCAUACGAUUAUCCAAUUGUCAAAUAUCAAAAAUCGGAUAAACCGUGGACAACCGACGAAAAACACGAAGAAUCUGAUGUUUUUGGCAAAAAAUGGGUUGGACAAUGA